UUGUUCCGUUUUGGGGAAUAAAUAACAAUAACACGCUCUUUUUUAUCGUCACUGCUCACUGCCAGUGGUCACGCAUACACACUCCUUCUCAAUUCUCUCUUUUCUUCUCAUAUCUUUCUUUCUAAAACACAAUGGAGGAAGUCUUUCUUUCUCUCUCUUUUCUCUCCAUCCCAUAGAACUUCCCUCAUCCAACAUGGCUAAUCACCACCACCAUCAUCAUCAUGCUCACGACACCAACCUCAAAUCCCUUCUCGACACCCUAUACUGCUCCGAAGAGCAUUGGGAGGAAGAUGAAUUAGACCAAGCAGAAGAUGAUUACCCAACGGCUAAUAAUGUUGUUAAUAAUAACGCUACCCUUCACUCCCCUCACGCGUUGUUGUUCGAAAGCGACAUGUUUUGUGACGAACAGGAGUUGACAUCGCUGCUGGGGAAAGAAAAACACAACCCUCUAACCACUUUCCUCCUAAGCAACCCUGCGCUGGAGUGUGCUCACAGGGAAGGCGUGGAGUGGAUGCUCAGAGUGAACGCUCACUACUCCUUCUCUGCUCUCACAGCUCUUCUUGCCGUCAACUACUUUGACCGCUUCCUCUCCACCUUCCGCUUUCAGGAUGGCAAGCCGUGGAUGACACAUCUCGCAGCCGUCGCUUGCCUCUCCCUCGCUGCCAAAGUGGAGGAGACACAAGUUCCCCUUCUCCUAGACCUUCAGGUGGAAGAGGGUAGAUACUUGUUCGAAGCCAAAACGAUUAAAAGGAUGGAGAUUUUGGUCCUUUCCACUCUUGGAUGGAAGAUGAACCCGCCAACCCCUCUCUCCUUUCUUGAUUACAUCACAAGAAGACUUGGAUUGAAGGAUAAUCACUGCUGGGACUUCCUUAGGAAGUGCGAAGGCGUUCUUGUCUCUGUCCUCGGAGAUUGGAGAUUAAUGGGUUAUCUACCGUCAGAACUGGCAAGUGCGACGAUGAUACACGUAGUGAAAAGCGUGGAGCCUUGUCUAGAAGGCGAAUACCAGAGACAACUCUUGGGUAUUCUGGGAUUCGACAAGGAGAAGGUGAAUGAGUGUCGGAAAAUGUUGGAAUUGUGGUCAGGGUACGAGAAGCAGGGGAAAGAAUGCAUGAAACGGAAAUUUGGAAGCGUUCCGGGAAGUCCAAACGGCGUGAUGGAGAUGUCGUUUAGCUGUGAUAGCUCGAAUGAGGCGUGGACAGUAGUUGCUGGUGCUUCGGUGUGUUGUUCGGCGGAAGGUUUAUGGAAGAAGAGUAGAAGUGAAGUAAAGCGAUAAAGGAAAAUGUUGUGGGCAGCCAUUAAUUUCAACUACCCUCUCACUCCUAAUGGAAACAUAUAUAGUCUUUCCCUGCUUUAAUAACUGCGUAUCUUUCUCUUUCUCUUUUUGACCACCAAGUUAAAUUGCCAACCAUCUCUGCCUCGCACUACUUCCAUUCACCCCCUCAUUUACUAAUCCAAUUAUAGAUUUAGACCUUCCUCUUCCUGUCUAGGACUGCAACCAGAUAUUGUUGGCAUUUUAUGAAGAACAAUUUUAUAUAUAAUUAAUUACUAUUAAUAAUAUACUAAACAAAAACACCACCUUAAUGGGCACAAGUGUAUUUUUUUUUUUCUAUUAUCUUUUUCCUUUCAAGCGAUCAGAUAUUACAAUUAUUAAUUUCAUGUUCAAUCCAGCAAUAAUAAAAAAGCAUUUUGUUUUACUUUUGAAGAGUGUCGGCCAGCGGCAGAUAUGAGGGAGUGAGUGAUUAUUAUUUAUUUGUUGGGGGUGUUGUGUUGACCUCUUUGGGUUGAGCUGGGCUUCCGUUUGUAUAGCAAUUAUGGUAAAAAGUAAUCAUACAAUGAGCCAUCCAGCUGUAACACCAUCCUUUUAUGUUUCUAUCGCUUUCCUUUUAAGUUUUUUAAUGCUUCUUCAUUUAUUCUCAAUUUUCAAAAUUUUCUCCUUUCCUUCUGUCUUUUUGUCAUCGCAAAAAGCCAAAGCGGACCCUUCUCUUCCCCAUCUUCGACCUUCAUCUUCUUCUGC
Vigna radiata var. radiata (mung bean) is the source of this 2014-nucleotide messenger RNA. Its product is annotated as cyclin-D3-3. The transcript has 4 exons. Gene Ontology annotation, cellular component: nucleus; cyclin-dependent protein kinase holoenzyme complex; cytoplasm. Gene Ontology annotation, biological process: regulation of cyclin-dependent protein serine/threonine kinase activity; mitotic cell cycle phase transition. Lineage: Eukaryota; Viridiplantae; Streptophyta; Magnoliopsida; Fabales; Fabaceae. Bases 194 to 1273 code for a protein of 359 amino acids. The record is from RefSeq and is a predicted model, not a curated record. Gene Ontology annotation, molecular function: cyclin-dependent protein serine/threonine kinase regulator activity.